This is a messenger RNA of Parastagonospora nodorum SN15, 2532 nucleotides long. RefSeq lists its product as hypothetical. Gene Ontology annotation, biological process: regulation of gene expression; rRNA processing; primary miRNA processing. Lineage: Eukaryota; Fungi; Ascomycota; Dothideomycetes; Pleosporales; Phaeosphaeriaceae. The record is from RefSeq and is a predicted model, not a curated record. The coding region runs from base 1 to 2532 and encodes 843 amino acids. The transcript has a single exon. Gene Ontology annotation, cellular component: nucleus. Gene Ontology annotation, molecular function: ribonuclease III activity; double-stranded RNA binding.
AUGGCACAUGAUAAGUCGUGGCUUCAUCAGGUUUGGAGACGAUUUCAGUACAGUUCGAUUGGUAAAACAUCCGCUCGGCCGGGAGCCUCCCGCUGGCGUAUCAAGGACGUCGUGAGGACACGCUCAGAGCGUCUGGUUGCAUGGCUGCAAAAUCGCCCAUGUCAUCAUUAUGGCCACAGAGCUCAGAUACCAGAGCUUUUCCAGCGAAGAGACCUGACACUGCUUGCUUUGUACAACGCCCGGUUACGAUUGAAAACCCCACCUCCAAAGUACCAUCAUGAUCUGCUCGAUGCGGCAGCAACACUUGGAGCUCUCGAAGUGCGGCUAGGGUAUACUUUCCAGAACCGUAUGACCGGUAUAGAAGCACUCAAAGUCACCGGGAAUGUACAUUCGCUCUAUUACGACGGGGCAGUAUACGAGACUGGAAUGAACAACCGGCUUGCGCUGCUAGGAGAUCGUGUGCUUAGCUUGGCCCUUUGCGAGAUUUGGUUUCAGACAGACCACCCAAACGGAGGAUACGCGCUCAUGAGCUCGCAGACGGUGUCUCGGGCUGCACUCGCCGUUACUGGCCACAAGCUUGGUCUACAUCUAAGCAUUUUGACUGGAGACGGGAAAGGUGUGACGAGGGACAAUAUUGCGGAGACAUUUGAAGCAAUUAUGGGUGCUGUCUACGUGGAUUCUGGUUACAACAUGAAGGUCGUCAAAGACGUCAUAGGCAGGCAGAAAAUUGACGAUCACUUCUAUCUGAAAUCACGGGAAGAAAUAAAAGAAUCCGAUAUUCUUAAAGAACCUAUCAAUCAAAAUUCCGAGACGUCAUCUUGCGAGCAAGGCACAACUGCAAGGGAUGAGCAGAACGGGCCAAUGACAUGGGCGGAAAUGGACGUGAAAAAUGUCAUACUCACGCACCCACACCGACGAAACAUAAAAAGAUUAGAAAGAUGGAUAAAUCAAGGAUCCAAUCGCGAGAAGUCAGCAAUGGCACUGAGGGCAUUGCAGAAGUAUGCUCGGCUAGUAAAACAAGGAACCAGGCCCGAUCCUAUGACUGUCUUUUCUGGGAUCGAACGAGCGGAAAAAUUGAGCUACCUCGUAGAGUCUGAAAAAGAUUCAAGUGAAUCGCAUAAAUAUGGAUUGGAGGAAGCGAAAGAAAAGAGUAUGAACUUCGGGGUAAGGGAAAAGCAUCCGGGCUUUCGACGUCUGACGCAGAUUAUGGAGCCGAAUGGUCCUGAAGAAUCAAGGCACAAACGGCAAGCUUUGCAGAGGCACGCUCACUUACCGGAACAAGGGCAGAAUCGCAAGCCUCUAAAUGUUCGCAGUGAGCUUCAGAAUGGAGUGGCACCAAGUCAAAUAGCAGACUUAAGAAAAGAUGCAAGCGAAUCUCCGGAGAAAGGACUUAGGGAAGCUGAACCAAAGAGAGUGAACACUGAAGCAGUGGAGAGGAGCGUGCGUGAGUUCUCAGAACCGAAAGUGAGCUCCUCCAAAUCCUCUUUCGAUCACGACAAUGGCAAGGUCGAGUUCGGCGCAGAGAAGCACAGAAAUCACGUCAAUAUGGUGCAAGAAUCCCAACAUACUAUGGCUAAGGAAGACGAAGCUAAAGAAGUCUACACCGUUAAUUCUAUGCCGCACAAGCGUCCUUCGACGAGAUUCUCCCCCCUCAGAUCUACUGCUACCGAGCCGAGCGUGGAGAAACUGGAACAGACCACAGUUGCGUCACACAUCGAUGCAUGGGCAUCUCUAGAUUCUGAAGCAAACACAAAACCGUUGGUUGAGUUCGCAUCGGAAAGGCCCUUUCUUGAAUCUGACAUGGAUCGUUUCUUUGGUGGUCUCUUGUACAGAGACUUUCAUGAGACGGCAGGGGAUGGUCUUCGACCCAGACGCAUUGAGCGCACUCAUAAGGCGAUCAAGUCGAACCCAAGGACAAUAAAAGAGCUUCUCUCGCUAGCCAACAUUUUUAAUAUGCGAUUGGCCAAAGGAAUGGUUGUUGUAGCCAGGCAGACGCACUUGAUCCGACUGCGGAUUCGAACGGCAGCCUCAUCAAAAGAAAAGGCACAAGUACUCCCGGUUGUCAAAAAGUGUAAGUCGGCCGAUAAUAGAAGCAGCAUGCGCACAUUGUUCGAAGCGGUCAUAAUCACAGCCAUGGAGAAUGGAUUGAGAUUUGGGUCUACGGCGUGGAGCAUAUUCGUAAGGAACUCCCUAGAGCGAGGAGAGAAAGAUCCCCAGACCGCAAAAAUCCAGUUGUGGAGAGCGAAAAAUCAAGAAGAGAUUGAGCUAUUCGGCGAAGAAAAUCGAAUGUAUUAUAAUCCAUCAGCUGUGCAGAAAGCAGCCUCCAACACUAGCACGGGACGAUCAGUGGGAGUGAAGGGUCAGCCGGAAAGUCCGACCAGCGAGUUGCGAGAACGAACAUCUGAAGGAGAAGAUCAAGGAGUCACCGCACAGAGCUUCGAGGUGCCCAAGAUAUUGAACGAGGCAGAGAAAUCUCUCACAAGCACCACAGGCAUACUACAUCGGUUCCAGGCAUUUUUGGGGUCAAAAUGA